CGUCCGAUUGGCUGGUGCGAGGUGUCACUUAGCCGGCGUCUCCGAUUCCGGAUGUACCUCUGCAGUUGUCUUUAUUUAUUUAGUUUUUCAGUUGGUGGGGUAGAGUUUGAUUAUUUAAAUACUCCCCGUUUCUCUUUUCUUCAUUAAGUUUUAGAUAGUUAUUACCUGAUACUUUUUAAAGUCUGUGAUUUAUUUAUUUAUGUUAUUUAUUUCGGAGUCGACAGCUCUUUCUUUAAUAAUUUGACGAGCCAGACGCAGGAGGCUGUGUUAUGUGCAGCUAUGGGCUUUAGGCCGGGUUGCAAUGCUGUCUGCUGAUGCAUUUAAAAAAAAUAAUAAAUCCAAUUAAAGAACAAGCCUUCACUGUCCGGCGACGCCGCACACACUAAACCGACCGCAAACCAAUUAAAAGACUUGAAUGUCCUCCUUGGGGAACAGACCUUCUGACAGGAUCGGAAAGCCGAAAACAAUCUCGUUUUUCCUCGGGCGUCUGGGAUGGUGAGAUGGAGAAGGAGCAGCGAGAGACUGAGGAGGCUGAGGAGGGGAGGUCCGGCACGCUGCCCCCUGCCCCCAGCCCGUCUCUAACAGGCCCUGCGGACGCCUCUCUCGGUCGCCUGUCCCAGCGCGGCCCGGACUGCCGGCCGGAAGGGGACUCUGACGGAGAGGGGGCGGCGCUGGAGCGGCCGUGCCCGGAGGACGGGGAGGUGGGAGGCUGUCCGGCACUGGGCUCGGAGUCGCGGCUGGGGGCGGAGGUGGGGGCGGGGCCAGAAGAGCCCGCCCGCGGCGGGGGUGGGGCUCUGAACGGCGCGGCCGGGGAAGAGCUCUCCGACUCGGCCUCCACCGACAACACCCUGGAGGACUCCAGCGAGUUCGCGGGCCCCCCGCCGGUCGCCGUGCUGGCCGGGGGGAAGCUGGAGGAGGCGGGCGGGGUGGGCGCGGGGGUCCCCGGGGUCUGCUCCCCGCUGUCGGAGCCCGGCAGCCCCCCGCCCUCCUCGCUGGCCCACCGCGAGGAAGAUGUGACGGCCGAGGGGUGGCGGCAGCACAGGAAGCACGUGUUCGUGCUGAGCGAGGCCGGCAAGCCCAUCUACUCGCGCCACGGCAACGAGGAGGCCCUGUCCUCCACCAUGGGGGUCAUGAUGGCGCUGGUGUCCUUCGUGCAGAGCGGAGACAACGCCAUCCGCUCCAUCUACUCCGAUGACCACAAGGUGGUGUUCAUGCAGCAGGGCCCCCUCGUGCUGGUGUCGGUGUCGCGCAGCCGCCAGUCGGAGCAGCAGCUGCGGCGCGAGCUGCUCUACGUCUACUACCAGAUCGUCAGCAUGCUCACGCAGGCCAGCAUCACCCGCAUCUUCGAGCGCAAGAAGAACUACGACCUGAGGCGGCUGCUCGCCGGCUCCGAGAAGAUCCUGGACGGGCUGCUCAACAUGGUGGACUCCGACCCCAGCUUCCUGCUCUCGGCCGUCCACUGCCUGCCCCUCUCGUCCUCGCUGCGGGACUCCCUGAGCCAGAUCCUGCAGAAGGCCAUCACCCCCAACCUGGUCUUCUCCAUCCUGAUCGCCAAGAACCAGCUCCUCACCAUCGUCCAGGAGAAGACGGUCAUCGAGGACACCAGGCUGGAGCCGGCUGACCUGCACCUGCUGCUCAACCUCAUUGGUGCCUCCUCCGCCUUCCAGGCAGGGGAGAUCUGGACCCCUAUCUGCCUCCCGCUCUUCAACCCCGACUGCUACUUCUAUGCUUACAUCUCCUACCUGGACCCCCCGCAGUGCACGGUGUGCCUGCUGCUGCUCUCCACCGACAAGGAGGCCUUCUACGCGGUGGCCGAGUGCAAGAGGAAGAUCGAGGAGGGCAUGCGGACUCAGAACGCGCUGCACACCAUCGCGGGCGCCCAGCCCUACAGCGUGACGCAGGUGGGCGUCUCGGACCUGCGCCACUUCAUGUACAAGCCCUUCGACGUGCCGGACAACCACCGCCAGCUCACCCAGUUCACCAGCCCGGAGCUGGAGGCUCCCUACAGCACGGAGGAGGAGAGGCGCCGGCUGCUCGACCUGUACCGCUACCUGCACAGCCGCAUGCACAGCUGCACCCGGCCGCUCAAGCUCAUCUACCACGUGGCCGAGAGGGAGACGCUCCUGGCCNAGGUGACCAGUAAGUUCGAGCUGUACACCUGCUUCAGCCCCCUGGUGACCAAGGCCUCGGCCAUCAACGCCAUCACCAAGCUGCUGCGCUGGAUCAAGAAGGAGGAGGACCGCCUCUUCAUCCGCUGCCCCCCGAAGUACUCCACCACGCCCCACCCCAGCAAGGGCUCGCGGGGGGGCAAGGGGGGCUCGGACCGCCAGGACACCACUGACAACGGCUUCCUCCCCCCCCUGUAGGAGCCCCCGCCCUUCCUGGUGCGGGACAGGGGCGCCCGGGGCCGCGUGCGCUAACGUGAGGACCACACCCGCAGACUAACUCGCUGGUCUCCUGGCGGCUUGGAUUGUAAUGGACACCUUUCCUCUCAAGACAGGUUCUUUUUUUUUUUUAAUCGUCUAGGUACUGCUAGGCGACGCAUUUCUUUUCUCUUGGGGGGGGGGGAUGGGGAGGGAAAGCAGAUCUAGGGAAAGGUGUCAUUCAGAAAUAUCAGCCAGCGAGGAUCUGGAGGGGUCUGGGAGUGUGGUCUUUGAAGGUCUGUUACAGGAUGUCUCUGGGCUGCACAGGUGUGCAGACUUUGGGCAAGGUUUACACCGGGAGCUGAAGAGCUUGCUCUGCAAAUCAGGAGUCUUUGAACAUGAAGACCUUAUCAGGCACCGUAUGCAGAAGAAACUUAAGUUUUAAUUUUAAAAGAGCCAGGGACGUUGGCAUCUUGGUCAUAAAAUUGGGGAGAGAUGCCUGAUUGCUCUGUGAAACUCUACACUCUGAAGGAAGCUUGUUUUUGUUUGACUAGUCAGGUUUCUUUAGAGAUGUGUGGAGCGAAUGUUUGAAGUUAUAGACCGUUGCCCUGGGAGCUGGUACUGACUCGAACCCCACACAGCUCGUCGGGGCUGGGGCUGUCCCGAGCAUGUUUUCUGUGACAACAACAGAAACCUAUCCCCGGGCGAGACCGAGCGUUAUUUUGAAUGAUCGUCCCGUGAUCGGGUUUUCUAGCCUUUUUCUAGAAAGGCUGACGUUUUCUAGAUCAAAAAUUCAAAGCGUGCGUGUGCAAACUCGAUGCUGAAAUAAAUCCUCAGUUCCCCA
Messenger RNA from Lepisosteus oculatus (spotted gar), 3207 nucleotides. Lineage: Eukaryota; Metazoa; Chordata; Actinopteri; Semionotiformes; Lepisosteidae. The record is from RefSeq and is a predicted model, not a curated record.